AUGUCUUUUAAUGGGAAAAUUUUUAUAAUGCAGUAUGGGCCCAUAGUUGACAUUGAUCUGAAAGUACCUCCAAGACCGCCGGGUUAUGCUUUCGUUGAGUUUGAAGAUCCCCGUGAUGCCGAAGAUGCAAUUAAUGGUCGGGACGGAUAUAAUUUUGAUGGCUGUUGCUUAAGGGUUGAACUCGCACAUGGAGGUCGAGGAUAUUCAUCAUCAGCUGAUCGUUAUAGCAGUUACAGUAGCAGUAGCCGUGGGGUUUCCAGGCGUUCGGACUAUCGUGUGCUGGUGACUGGAUUGCCUUCUUCUGCUUCGUGGCAAGACCUGAAAGAUCACAUGCGGCGUGUUGGUGAUGUCUGUUUUUCUCAAGUCUUUCGUGAUCGUAGGGGUAUGACGGGAAUUGUGGACUACACAAACUAUGACGAUAUGAAA
Molecule: messenger RNA, 426 nt
Organism: Morus notabilis
Lineage: Eukaryota; Viridiplantae; Streptophyta; Magnoliopsida; Rosales; Moraceae
Product: serine/arginine-rich splicing factor SR30-like
Exons: 6
Cellular component (GO): ribonucleoprotein complex; nucleus; cytoplasm
Molecular function (GO): mRNA binding
Source: RefSeq, a predicted model, not a curated record